UACACAAUGUCAGAUUGUUAAAGACUCAUUCUUCCCCGACUACGCACAUAAAUACAGUCAAAGCAGCAUACACUCCUCACCAGACUUCUCGGUGUAAAUCAACGGCCAAAUGCCGGGCUCGUCACCCGAAACACAUCUCAGUCGACCAGCUUUGCCAGGAUCAGACGCUAGUUCUUCAAAACGCCCCAAAUAUGACUCUAGAUAUGGUGAGCUAGACCUUGCUGAGCUUGUCCAAGAGCUGGUAUCUUAUGAGACAUGCUUGGACACUGACUUUGAGUCUACUAAGAUCUCUGCUUGCGCCGACGGUGUAGUCGCUACUAAGAAGUCUCUCGCCAACGCACACUUUCUAUAUGAUGGCGAUGACCUCCAGAACGUCCCAUUUCCACAAGAGCUAGUGUCCGAUACUCACAUUGCGUGGCCAAAUCGGCGCGGCCGUGCCCCUGCUUCUCUGCAUCUUCACGUUGAAUCUGUUCUAGCAGCUUCCACCUUUUCAACUGCUGCACAUGUAGGUGCGAUCUGUGACUUGCUCAACAGCUUACUAUCUCCAGGUCCCCUAUCCACAGGUCCAGCAGGUUACACGUAUACAGCACUGUCAGCCCGCACACCAGAGCUCGAGUCGUUCCGUUAUGAUCACGGCAUCCGUUUUAAGAGGCGUGUCUCAUCUCGCGCUAUUCUGCACUGGGGGCUGUUAUGCGAUGAGGACGCUGCGCCGACUCGGUUCAAGGAGAGGGUUGUUGCAUUCUUCAAGUCGACGAAUACGAAAACGGUGUGCGCAGUCCGUAAGAGGAAGAGUGUCUUUGGACAGGCAAAGCAAUGGGUUAGUAAGAAGGUCGGUGUGAUUCGUACAAUGUGAGACCGGCGUUCUAAUCCGCUGCAAACAUGGCACAUGUUUCGGGUGGAGCAACCCGAUGCUAGAUGAUUAAGUUACUCCAGUGAGUCUUCCAUAGUAUUCAAAUUGUUACUUGAUAUCGCUAUUUGUAAUUAGUAAAUAACUUUAACCACAA
Cucurbitaria berberidis CBS 394.84 is the source of this 1004-nucleotide messenger RNA. RefSeq lists its product as uncharacterized. NCBI's taxonomy places the organism in Eukaryota, Fungi, Ascomycota, Dothideomycetes, Pleosporales, Cucurbitariaceae. The record is from RefSeq and is a predicted model, not a curated record. Bases 110 to 853 code for a protein of 247 amino acids. The transcript has a single exon.